Messenger RNA from Scaptodrosophila lebanonensis, 2946 nucleotides. RefSeq names its product sodium- and chloride-dependent GABA transporter 1 (gene Gat). The record is from RefSeq and is a predicted model, not a curated record. Gene Ontology annotation, cellular component: membrane. The transcript has 10 exons. Bases 60 to 1808 code for a protein of 582 amino acids. Gene Ontology annotation, biological process: sodium ion transmembrane transport. Lineage: Eukaryota; Metazoa; Arthropoda; Insecta; Diptera; Drosophilidae.
CACAAUCGACAGCGACGACAGCAACGCCCACAAAUCAACAGCUGGUCAAAAUCGAUCAGAUGCCUGAGCGCGGAUCAUGGUCUUCCAAGCUAGACUUUAUAUUGUCUGUGGUCGGUCUAGCUAUUGGUUUGGGCAAUGUCUGGCGUUUCCCCUAUUUGUGUUACAAAAAUGGAGGCGGUGCUUUUAUGAUCCCCUACUUCCUAACGUUGUUCCUGGCUGGCAUACCCAUGUUCUUCAUGGAGCUGGCUCUGGGCCAAAUGUUGACUAUCGGGGGUCUGGGAGUGUUCAAAAUUGCGCCCAUAUUUAAAGGUAUCGGGUAUGCUGCUGCCGUAAUGUCCUGUUGGAUGAACGUCUAUUACAUUGUCAUUUUGGCCUGGGCGGUCUUCUACUUCUUCAUGUCGAUGCGAUCGGAUGUGCCUUGGCGUACGUGUAGCAAUUGGUGGAACACCGCCAAGUGUGUCAAUCAGUAUGAGCGCCAGAGUCUGCACUGCUGGGACAAGAUGAUUAAUGGAACUAGUCAAAAAAUUUGUUCGGUGGCGGCGGCUAACAUUUCAUCAUCGGAGCUUACAGAUCCAGUGAAAGAGUUUUGGGAGCGUCGCGCUCUUCAAAUAUCAUCGGGCAUUGAGGAGAUGGGCAACAUUCGUUGGGAGCUGGCUGGCACUCUGUUACUUGUAUGGAUUCUCUGCUACUUCUGCAUCUGGAAGGGCGUUAAGUGGACCGGAAAGGUGGUCUAUUUCACAGCUCUGUUCCCAUAUGUGCUACUCACCGUUCUCCUCAUACGCGGUAUUACUCUGCCAGGUGCUCUGGAGGGUAUCAAAUUCUAUAUUAUUCCCAAUUUUUCCAAACUCUCACAUUCAGAGGUAUGGAUUGAUGCAGUUACGCAGAUUUUCUUCUCAUAUGGCUUGGGCCUGGGCACACUUGUGGCCCUGGGAAGUUAUAAUAAAUUCACAAACAACGUCUAUAAGGAUGCAUUGAUUGUGUGUACGGUGAACUCCAGUACCAGUAUGUUUGCGGGCUUUGUCAUCUUCUCCGUGGUGGGAUUCAUGGCUCAUGAGCAACAGAGGCCGGUGGCAGAAGUGGCUGCAUCAGGUCCUGGCUUGGCGUUCCUCGUGUAUCCGUCGGCCGUUUUGCAGCUGCCGGGAUCACCUUUAUGGUCUUGCCUAUUCUUCUUUAUGCUGCUGCUAAUUGGCUUGGAUUCGCAGUUCUGUACUAUGGAGGGCUUUAUUACAGCCAUAAUCGAUGAAUGGCCGCAGCUGCUGCGAAAACGCAAGGAGAUAUUUAUUGCGAUUGUGUGCGCUCUCAGCUACUUAGUUGGGUUAACCUGCAUAUCCCAAGGCGGAAUGUACAUUUUCCAAAUACUCGAUUCGUACGCAGUAAGCGGCUUUUGCUUAUUGUGGCUCAUAUUCUUCGAGUGCGUUUCCAUAUCAUGGUGCUAUGGCGUGGACAGAUUCUACGAUGGCAUCAAAGAUAUGAUCGGCUACUAUCCCAUGGUCUGGUGGAAGUUCUGUUGGUGCAUAACAACUCCAGCGAUAUGUUUGGGCGUUUUCUUCUUCAACAUUGUGCAAUGGACGCCAGUUAAGUAUCUGGACUACAGUUAUCCUUGGUGGGCGCACGCCUUCGGUUGGUUCACCGCUUUGUCGUCGAUGCUUUACAUUCCAGCGUAUAUGGUUUGGUUAUGGAAACGGACACCCGGAGAUUUGUGUGAAAAAAUACGAGCGAUCGUUCGAAUAGACGAGGACGUGACGCGGUUACGGGAGAAAAUGCAAAGGGAAGCGCACGCGAAGGAAAUCGAGUUUAAUUCAUCAUAGAUUAUCUAACUAUAUGAUACAUACGUAACGUAAGUUAACUCUAGGAUACUACACCAACAACAACAGCAACAACUACAAACAAUUCACCGAUAUCAACACUUUUGCCGUUGUAUACAUGUAUGUAUGUAUGUAUUGCCGUAUGAUAUUCUUACUUUCGAGUCCGUUACCGACACCGAUAACGAUAGCGAUACCACUGUUGCUAACACGCCCCUGGACCACUAAGUAAGCCGGCUUAGCCUGAAAAGUACUAACUAAUGACUACCUACCAUCUACUGCUACUACUACUACUACUACUAUUCAAUCUAAUCUCUACUUACAUAUGUAUAUCACGAAGGCAAUUCUAACAACUCUUUUUUUUUCGAACUACAAUACAUCUUUGCAUACCCCCCCGUAGUAUGCGUAAGUUGGAAUUACAUCGACCAGUCAGUAUUUAGUACAAACUGAAAUUUUCUAAAGGGAAAUAAUUUUGAGAAGUUACGAAAUAGCUUAUGAAUAAGUGUAACUCCAUUGAAGCUCUGUAAUAGUCUAAGAGUUUUCUGUUCAAUUCAUGAAUUCAAUCCAACACUCUCAAAUCAACCUAAUGUUAAAGAUCGAAUCAAAAGCCAAAUCGAAUUGAAAGUGUAAACGAAAAACGAUCUACUUUGUUUUGUUUUUUUUUUUCUUAAAUCUGUAAUCUGUAUUUAGUGGUAAAAGUUACAAAUUUCUAUCUCUACGAGCUAUUUAACUUUUUCUUAACAUGAUAUGCAUACCACAUAUGUAUGUAUGUAGGUAUAUAUGUAUGUGUUGAAUGUAUGUGAGUGGCUGACUUAGGCUUUAUUGAUAAAUUUAAUUUAAAAUAACUCAUAUAAAUUAGAGCUUAUUUAGUAAAUAUAUAAUAAAAAAAGAAAAAAAACCAAAAAGAGUUUUAUGUUCACAGCCAUGCAUAUGUAGCACAUAUCAAUAUAUACAUAUAUAUACAUAUAUACUGACAUAUUUUAUAUGGAAAGGGAAAUCGAAGUGGAGGAGAGGGAAUGGGAACAGUAUUCACACAUACAAUUAUGUACAUUGUAUGUAUGUGCAAGUAUAUGUGUAUGUUUAUGUGACAUGUUUUGCGUAAAUAUUAGUUAUAAUUUAACUUUAAAAAUAUCUAUACGUUAAU